CGAGGGAAAAGUCUAGUAAUGCAUUGACCGAAACACAUAGGAGACUCAUGCAAAAUAGAUCUUCGUCCAAAGGUCCUUUCGAAAUAUAUAUAUCCAAAGUUGUAGAUAACCGCAUCGAUAAAAACAUUAUCAUGAGUGAAAUAAAAAUUGGCAAAAUAAUGGCUAGACUUUUUCCGACAUUGUGGAGAUCCGCGAUCAAUCUGAAAUCUGUCGGAACAUAUAAAUUCUCAGUCUCCUUCCCAGACGGGGUAGCGGCCAAUAAAAUGGUGGAAAACGUCUCAGUCAUGGGGGAAAAGGCACCUCCUCAUUAUAUAACCCAGCUACCGGAAAUACUAGAAGUCAAGCAUAUUCAAAGAAGGAUAGUGGAUCUUGCCGAUAAAUCUAAGUUCGUGUAUAUUCCAUCCAAUAUGAUAAUGAUAACAUUUGCAGGUCUAUCCGCUCCCAAAGCAGCUAUCUAUUUAGGGAAAAAGAUCAGAUUUGCACCAUAUAUACAGAAAGUAAAGAGAUGCAACAAUUGCCAACGUUUCGGUCAUAUUGAGGCUCAAUGCAGAGGUGGCUCGAAAGCUAUGGUAUGUGCAACCUGUGCGAGCAAGGGACGUCAUUCGAAGAGUUGCUCAUCAUCUAAUCUGGCUUGUAUUAACUGCCUACGGAGGAAACUUCCUUUCCCUAAUCAUAGGGCCAGGUCGGGCAUAUGCCCGACUUUUAUUGAAAACCGAAGAGCGAAGAUUGUCAUGGCGAAGUUGGGUCUGAAUCCAGCGGAUGCCAUGGCGUUCUAUAAACCCACCGGGCAUCGUCUACCAGAUAAAUGGUUCGAAAUUAAUAGUGCUGAAGAAUCUGCUACGUUUGCGGACUUUAUCCCCUGGUUUAAGGAGAGCGACUACUUUUCGGACUUGGACCCCGGACUGCCGACUAGCGGAGAGAACAACCUGAAAAACCAUCCGGAAGACAAAUUAUCUAAGAACAAGAUAAGUCCACAUAAAUCUAAUAUAUCUCGCAGAACCUCACUACCACGCAAGAGAAAAAGAUCAAUAAGCUUCAACCUUCCUUCGGAUCAGAUGACACCUUCCCCAUCUGAGGAUAUUCCCGUAAUUGAUAAUCCAAUCCCUCCGGAUCUGGGAGCCCCUCCUACAACUUUACCCCUGGCCGGGCGGGGGGAUUGUAAAACUCUUUUCCUUACAACAAGUUUGCCUUGCCUUCCCUCACCUCAGGGUGGAUUGGGAGAGGUGGUGGAGGUAGAGGGAGAUUAUCCCUCCUCCUCGCCAAAUAUGGAGGUGGUUCCUUCUAUUAUUCAAGAUCCUAAUACAGAACAGAUUUUGCUGACGGAAUUUAACAACUUCAUCACAGAUUAUGGUGAAAAAAUAGACCCUACCUCUGAAGAUACGGCGCCGCAAUUAAUUAUUUCUGGUCCCCAUAACGUGAUAUCGGGUUUAUGCUCUUUAUUGUCGUCUUUAAUAGUCAAACAUCAGGAAGAAUAUCUCAGAACAAAUCAAGAAGCGAAUUAAUCUGUAUUGCAACUCCAAAAUAACAAAUAAAAAAACAAAUAUUAUCAUAACACGGUCUACUUUUGUUGGAAUAGUUAUAAAAAGGGAAGAUGGCUCAGAAUAAUCGGGACAGUUUUCUUUCCAUAGUGCAAUGGAAUUGUAGAUCUUUGAAAGCUAGAUUUAACGAUCUUAUUGCUCUUCUUGAUAAAUACCCAGGGUUACCAGCUUUUAUUUGUCUUUCGGAGACCUGGCUGAAAGACACUGAUAGGAUGAAUCUUAACAAUUACAUUCUUAUUACCAGCAACAAAGAAGAUCCGGAAGGGGGUGCAGCCAUAGCAGUUAGAUCGGACUUCAAUUUUGUGGUCACACACGCUGCGCUUGGUGAGGAGCUUCUUUCCACUUACAACAUAAAUUUCUGCUGCGUUGAAUUUAAUAUUAACCAAAUUCCGCACCAGUUGAUCUCUGUAUACAAUCCACCUAACAAUACAUUAGUUGAUGACGAUCCGACCUUCUGGGAUAACUUUUUUGCUAAGUUUAAGAGUACUAAUAACUUGAU
Harpegnathos saltator (Jerdon's jumping ant) is the source of this 2037-nucleotide messenger RNA. RefSeq lists its product as uncharacterized. The record is from RefSeq and is a predicted model, not a curated record. Bases 48 to 1502 code for a protein of 484 amino acids. The transcript has 2 exons. Gene Ontology annotation, molecular function: nucleic acid binding; zinc ion binding. NCBI's taxonomy places the organism in Eukaryota, Metazoa, Arthropoda, Insecta, Hymenoptera, Formicidae.